Wasmannia auropunctata (little fire ant) is the source of this 1232-nucleotide messenger RNA. RefSeq names its product protein Mpv17 (gene Mpv17). Gene Ontology annotation, cellular component: cytoplasm; membrane. The record is from RefSeq and is a predicted model, not a curated record. The coding region runs from base 387 to 923 and encodes 178 amino acids. NCBI's taxonomy places the organism in Eukaryota, Metazoa, Arthropoda, Insecta, Hymenoptera, Formicidae. The transcript is spliced from 4 exons.
CGAUACACAUCGUUCAUACAAAAAAAAUCGUUGAAUGAAAAUCGAUCAUAAUGCUUUGCUCUCUAACGUUAAGUUCUAAAUUGAGAUUGGUUGAUUAGUAAUUAAUCUGCGUUUAGAACAGUUUAGAACGUCAAUACAUUAAAUUACAUAACUGUGCACAAAACAUCAUCAGUUUAAUCAAUUAUGUGCAAUAGCUAUAUGUGCCAUCCGAUUUUUAUGACCAGUCAGAAUUUUGGCGCUGUCAUUGUUUAGAUUCUAUACUUGUGAUAAAAUUUAUGUGCUUUAUAUAUUAUUUUAACAAAUAACCUAAAAUUAUCUUAUAUAUACCAUUAAACAUACAUGACGUACGUACUUCAAUAAUUAAUAUUAUUGAGAAACAUAUAAUUAUGCGAAAUAUAAAGAGAUUAUAUCAAAGAAUGUUAAGAAAACAUCCUAUGGGUACACAAGCAGUACAAGCCGGAAUAUUAAUGGGACUCGGUGAUCAAAUUGCACAAAAUUUCAUAGAUAAUUCGAAAACUAUUGAUUUUGUACGUACAAUGCAAUUUACAGGAAUCGGCUUGUUCAUUAGUGGUCCAGCAACAACAACAUGGUAUAGGAUUUUAGAUAAAUACAUAGGUUCUAAAGGUCAUUCAGUUGCAAUUAAAAAGGUUGCUUGUGACCAAUUGUUCUUUGCACCUACAUUCUUAGCAGUUUUACUUGUCACUAUUGGCAUUUGCCAAGGAAAAGAUAUUGAAAGACUAAAAAUAAAGAUGACAAAUGAAUAUAGUGACAUUUUAAGGAAUAAUUACAAGGUGUGGCCUAUGGUACAACUUGUAAACUUUUCUCUGGUACCUUUACAUUAUCAAACUUUAGUUGUACAGUCAGUUGCAUUACUGUGGAAUACCUAUGUUUCAUACAGAACAAGUUUGGAUAAACAUAAUUAAUUAAUAAAAAACUAUAAUUUUUUUUAUCUCUUAUAAGAGAUAAAUUAUAUAAAGAAACAGGUAUUAUGAUCAUUCCGACAUCUACAAGAGGUUAUUAUUCCAUUUCGUAAUAUUAGUAGCAUAUACUUAUUAUAAUAUACUCCUGCUUCCUUAAGAUUCCUGUUGAAUUAAUUAUUCCUCAAAAGUGAGAAACCGUGAUUUUUUUCUUAUAUUGUAUGUUCUCAUACUAUACUGUAAAAUAAAUUAAUAUUUUUUCUAAUUAUCGCUUAUAUUUAAUAAUUAGUAAAAUAUACCGAAAAGUUUUCAUUA